AUGGCCGGCCUGACCGAACUGGAGCUGCUCACGUUCCACAAGCUCGAGCGCGAUUUCUUCCACCGGCUGGUGCACGACCUCGGCCAGGACCCGGCGACCAUGCGGUGGCUGAUAGCGUUCUGGCUCUGGCUCGAGUCCGCGGGCCACCACGACUUCAUCCGCCGCGCCGCCGCGCUUCCGGGACCCGUCGUGCUGCGGUUCGUCGAAGAGGCGAUCGCAUGCCUUCGCUGCCUCGCCGGGCCGGGCCAGGGAGCGGUGGCCGCCAGCGACGGUCGCGACAGGCGCCUGCCCUGCACCAACGCGCUCCUAGCCGAGCCCAUUGACGACGUGGGCUACUUCGUCGGCCGCCGCGAGGAGGUCCUGGGCGGUGUCACCUCCAUGUACAAGAACGUCUGCCUCGUCAUCUGCGAUGUCAACACCACCACCACUUACGUGCUUCCCGGCAACACGGGCGGUGCGCGCGCUGCCCCGCCGGUGGUCACCUCCCCUAGCUGCGCCGCCCCGCCAGUGAAGGCGUCCUGGACGCUGAACCCGAUGGCUUCGCCGUGGAUCCCGGUGCAGAGCCCCCUGCCGGACGACUACCGCUCGCUGUUCAUCACCUUCUCGAGAGGCUACCCCAUCAGCAAAGAGGACAUCACGGAGUUCUUCAACUCGAUGUACGGGCCGUGCGUGGAGGCGGUGAUGCUGGAGAAGGCGGCGCCAGGGCAGCUGCCGGUGUACGGAAGGAUGGUGCUGCGCAGCGCGGCGAUGAUCCCGGCGGUGCUCGACGGCCUGCAGACGGCCAAGUUUCUGAUCAAAGGCAGGCACCUCUGGGCCAGGAUCUACGUCCCAAGCUCUAGGCUCGACUUCUACGCUUGAUACCUACUAUGCCAAGCUGGAGUACGGUUGAGCCGGAGCUCAUUAACGUGUCAUUUCCAAGACAACGGGCUCUCUAGCUUCAGACAGAGCUUUUGCUUGUAUUGCGGAAUAAUCUUGGGUGUUGCAUGUUUGUGUUUCUGUACUGUGCUCUGUAUAUACGUCUUUCCAUUCCAGAGUUUACUAAUAAACGUACCAGUUACUCUAUGUUUAAAAACCAUACUUCUACUUGUAUGGCAGUUUGUAGUAUG
This is a messenger RNA of Phragmites australis (common reed), 1106 nucleotides long. RefSeq lists its product as uncharacterized. The record is from RefSeq and is a predicted model, not a curated record. Bases 1 to 858 code for a protein of 285 amino acids. Lineage: Eukaryota; Viridiplantae; Streptophyta; Magnoliopsida; Poales; Poaceae. The transcript has 2 exons.